UUAUAUUUAUCUCAGUGUUUAUAUUCUAUUCACCAGUGAUCAACUGAUGAGUACAAUUUCUCGAAAAAAUUCUUUUUUUCUAAUUUCAUCUAUUCGUGCUACUCUUUUUCACAUCAAGCAUGUCUAACGUUGCAGGUUCCUCAACUGGUGCUGUAUCUGAUCUAACUAUUGAAGUGGUGAAAGGAUGGAGUACUGGACGACUUAACGAAUUUUUGAAAGCGAGGCUAAAGGAUAUUGAUGUUCACAUAGAUACUAUCACUGAUACUCAAAAAGUUGAUGGUGAUUCUUUUCUUGAGUUAGCUGCUGUGGAUUUUGAAAGGUGGGGUGUACCAGGUGGGCCAGCAAAAAAAAUCGAAAGGUUGAUUAAAGAGAUUCAAGGAGCUCACCAACCAUUAGAGCCCAAUAGAAAAAGACUGAAAACUUCGGAAGCAUUGAAGAAGACAUGGAAAGUCAACAGCACAUUACGAGAAACUGACUGGUCUUCCCAUUAUUUUGUGGAUCCAGCAGGACAAGAACAACAGGAUUUACUAUUUAGGAAAAUCGAGGAAUAUUCUUUCAUAAUGUUAUAUGGAACACGGGCGUCUGGAAAGUCCACGCGCGUGAUGAGAGCAAUAUCAGUAUUGGAAGAGUCAAGUUAUGUGUGCAACUACUUAUCUUUCGAGCAAAUUAUCGAUUAUGCCGGAGGCUUCUGGAAUUCACUCGGCACAAAUAUCUCUAUUUAUAAACGCUCUAGUGAAUACUUGGAAUCCUGCACAGAUAUAAAAACUGCUGAAGAUUUCCUUCGUUAUUUUAGCAUAACAGGCUGGAAAGAAAAAGAAAAGAAUCCUGAUGCUCGUAUUAUUCUUUUUUUUGAUGAAUUCGAUAGAAUAUACAAAAUGGAUGAACGUCUUCGCACCGAUUUCCCGGGAAUUCUUCGCGCUAUCAGGAAUAAUAUUGAUUCCUAUGUUAUUCAAGCUAUCGUCGUAAUUGGUACAUUCAGCAUCCUGCAUCUCGAUUCAAGCACACAGCCAACUUCACCCUUCAAUAUUAGGGACUCGGUACGUAAUCCAAAUUUUGAUCUGGAGCAAGUACGAGUGUUGUUCAGAGAGUUCGAAGAGGAAAAUAAAAUGAAAUUUGAAUCGGGGAUCAUCGAGGACAUCUUUGAACAGACUAAUGGGCAUGCAGGCCUUGUUUGUAUUUGUGGGCGUGCAAUUGAAGACAACCUGCUCAGAGAACUAAAUGAACAAAUCUUAAACUAUAAAACGUGGGAACGUUACAAAGUCAGUUUUUUAAUGAAUGCGAUUGUUGAUUACGUAACAUUCCGAAAUUUGGUCCGAACUCUCCUGAAUCCCGAAGCUAAGAAUGCAGUGAAUUUUUUUCGGAAUCAUUUUUUAGUAGAUUUCGGACAUGAAAUUAACGUCACUACUGACAUAAAUAGUGCAGAAUACCUAGCUUAUGAAGGUGUUCUGUUUGCUGUCAAAUCAUUUGACAAGGAUAUCAUUAGUCUUGCGAGCUUCCGUUCAUUCAAGACUGCUAAAGUGCGGGUCAAUGGUAAGCGAAACCAACACGUUCCUAGAGAAAGCGUUUACGACGCAGAGCUAUAUCGAAUCUUACGAAAUUGGCUUGGCGUAGCAAACUUUGAAGUCACUGGCCAAUGGCACCUUAUAUCUAAUGGCGACAAAAAACAUAGAUAUAGUGAUAUAGUAAUUGAUACGCCUUUUGACGAAAAAAUCGUUCUCGAGCUUUUGGCGACAGCAGAUACUAACGAUCUUGAUGAACCUUUUCAACGGGCUCUUGAUUAUGCAAGACUAUUCUCUGCGACUGAAACUUGGAUAGUUCAUUUCACAUGUGAAGAUAAUUAUGUGGAACAACCUCACUGGCCAUCCCGUUCUCAAUUACAAACUAAUCUUAAUGUUGCACAUUUUUAUCACGAUCAUUUAUUUACAAAAAUUAAUUUAAUCGCAGGAUGGUGGAGUAAUCGUAACAACAAAAUGGUUAUUUAUGAGUAUUCUACUGAAAUAUAAUAUUUGGAAAAAAAUAAAUUUAUUUUUAUAUUAUUGUAUAUCACAGCUAUAGAUAAUGUAUCAAAAAACAUAAUAUAGAUAGUAUUAACUAGUUUGCGUUAUGAAAAGU
Messenger RNA from Rhizophagus irregularis DAOM 181602=DAOM 197198, 2112 nucleotides. The record is from RefSeq and is a predicted model, not a curated record. Lineage: Eukaryota; Fungi; Glomeromycota; Glomeromycetes; Glomerales; Glomeraceae.